AUGAAAAGAUCAAAUGGAAUGUAUAUUGUAAUUGAAAUGCCAAGACUUGCUAAAAGACAAAAACAUCGGAAUAAUUUUUCAACAGGAAAUCCAGAAGACUAUUUUAGAGUAACUCUUUUUAUUUCAUUCAUUGAUUCUAUAAUACAACAAUUGAAUGACCGUUUCAAUAAUCACAAAGAAAUAAUUUCUGGUUUUGAAGUAUUGAUAAAUCCAUGUGCUAAAAGUAAUCUACAAAAUCUUGUAAAAUUUUAUCAAGAAGAUGUUGAAAGUUAUGAAAAAGUUGUAUUAGAAGUUGAAUUAUGGCACAGAUAUUUAAAUAUAAAUAAUAUGAAACCUCAGAAUGCAAUGGACGCUUUACUAAAAUGUAAUCAGGACUUCUAUUCAAAUAUUUAUAACUUAUUGCACAUCCUAGUUGUACUCCCUGUUACAUCACGUGAGUCAGAGAGAUCAUUUCCUUCAUUGAAGAGAAUUAAAACAUAUUUGAGGAACACAACUUCUGCAACCAGAUUAAAUGGUUUAGCGGUUCUCAGCAUAUACAGACAUGUUUCUGUUACAGAAGAUGAAGUCAUUGACAUAUUAUCGUCUACAAAGCUCCGUUUAAAUUAUUCUUUGUAAAUCAUCUUACAAUUUGUACUUACUUUGAAUAUAAUAUAAAGGUCUUUGAUUUAAUUUAAUUAUUUGGGUAUCAAAAAUAAAAUACUAGUCUUUGGUGAGCAAAAAAAAAGGUCAUCACCAAAAAAAAAUUAGACCCCCCCCAUGGAAAAUUCCUGGCUACGCCACUGGUGAUCAUAUAUAUUGUUGUAGUCCUAAUUUGUUCUAUAUAUUUGUCAGUCAUUUUUAGAAUAAUUCUUUUUUUAGUGAAAUUAAUACACUUCUUAGGUGAUUUUCA
Messenger RNA from Daktulosphaira vitifoliae (grape phylloxera), 889 nucleotides. Its product is annotated as 52 kDa repressor of the inhibitor of the protein kinase-like. NCBI's taxonomy places the organism in Eukaryota, Metazoa, Arthropoda, Insecta, Hemiptera, Phylloxeridae. Bases 1 to 615 code for a protein of 204 amino acids. The record is from RefSeq and is a predicted model, not a curated record. The transcript has a single exon. Gene Ontology annotation, molecular function: protein dimerization activity.